Molecule: messenger RNA, 3282 nt
Organism: Drosophila rhopaloa
Lineage: Eukaryota; Metazoa; Arthropoda; Insecta; Diptera; Drosophilidae
Gene: mars
Product: guanylate kinase-associated protein mars
Exons: 2
Coding region: 142-3027 (961 amino acids)
Biological process (GO): mitotic spindle organization; signaling; regulation of mitotic cell cycle
Cellular component (GO): nucleus; cytoplasm; spindle pole centrosome
Molecular function (GO): microtubule binding
Source: RefSeq, a predicted model, not a curated record
CGGCUGGUCACACUGAAAGACGCUUCGCCAUUUUAAAAUACGAAAUAGGAGACGCUCCGCCGGAAAAUCAGCAAUACUAUUCAAUUCCAACAGGACGCUUAGUAUUGCCUCGUCCCUUUUUUCACUGUCGUCGCCAAAGCCAUGCAGCGCCACAAAGAACUGUACAAGGAGCAAUCGCUGGUGCUGAGUCCGCGUAAUCACUGCCAGGAGAACAGGGAUCGUCUGCAGGCGGCGCGCGCCAAAAAGCGGGAGGAUUGCUUUCAUCAGAACCGCAUAAUCAGUGUGAGUCCCACGCCCGUCAAAAUGAAGCCAUCACCGGCAGCCCAAGAGAUUGAACCCCAGGAAAAUAUUGCCCCCGGUCAACAGGGCCUUGAGCAGCCACCGCCAAACAAGGAGAAGGUGCCCUUGGCACAAUCCAACCCAAAAUCAACCCGCAAGGAGGCCUAUUUAAAGCGCUACAUGGGGUGGAAGGCUGCCAAGAACAAUGAUGACAAACAGCGGGAGCAGUUGCGUCGUGGGGCAGCCAUAAAUGCACCGCUCGCCAAUCAGUCAAAGGCAAAGGCUUUUCCCAACUCUAAAUUAUUUCGGGCUCCCGAAAACCUCGGUACUACCAAGCAGAUGGAGGAUGCACCCGUUUUCCAGCCGAACAAGCGCAGCUCGCUCUACAUUAUUGCCAAUCUUUGUAAGGGCAAGAGCAAAUCAUCCGGGACAACCAAGCCAGCGACUUAUAAUCCUCCGGUGAACAAGCAAGCGCAUGCUGCUCCUAUGGCAAACAAGUCUAGGCCAGCAGCUCCUUCCUUUCACAAGCCAGCGGCGGCAGCUCCACCAACUACAAAACACGCGGCUACAACUCCUGUAUUAAAACCAGUGCCUACAGCUCCUCUGACCACCAAUCCAGUGGCUUUGGCAAGACAUAAAGCGGCAACGCCAGCAACAAAACCCGUAUCCGUAACUCCUCUGACGACCAAUCCAGUGGCUUUGGCCAGGCAGAAAGCAGCUAUGCGACCCCUACCCAAUGCCUCUAGUAAUAGCAGGACGCAAACUACGAGUCUCAAGCCCAGACUGAAUACGGCCCCAGCAAAUGAGGUGAAGAAGGUCACCAUGAUUUCCAGAUCCACGCCUGCGUCGCUGAACAAAGUGAAUACAGCCACCGUACGGCUACACCAAACAGGGAACAGCUUAAGGCCAAGGUUUUCUACUGCCCCAAGGGCUCCGUUCGAGAAACCUGCGGUGAGCAGAGCCCCAAUGAUACGUCCGGCGAACGUAGUGAAGCCACAGCCCAUUCGAGGCGGUGGUGGUGCCGCGGCAAAAUUCAAGGCUCCCGCUGGAAUGGCCAACAAAGCUGUCAGUCACACCUUGCGCAUGAAGGCCAACAAGCCAAAGAGCCAAUAUACUAAGCUCCAGGAGAACACGCGAAAGAAUCCUCAGCUCAAGGCCGAGUUGCUGCAGGCAGCCACGCUACAGAUACCGCCUCUCACGCCUCUAGACGAAGACCACGAUGAGAAUCCCUUCCUCGCACAGGCGACAUCCACGCAGUGCAAGUCCGGCAAUGGCAGCAGCAGUCUUCUGGACGCUUUUGAUGACAGCAUGAGUCCAGUGGCACCGACCAAAACUGAAGGCGACAGUACUGUGAAAAGGCAGUUGCUGCCUACGGUUAAGCCCGAGGUGACGAUGCCGGUGGCGAAGAAAAAAUUCGACUUUACGCGUUACUCUGUGGCUAAUUCACCGGCGGAGGAUUCGCUGAUCUUGGACCCAAAACAGGCCACGGUUACAGGAGAAGACGCUGGAGAUUCCACUUUGGUGCCGGCAGUGGAGAAGACGCCGCCACGCCGCGUAUCCGAUGGAAAGCCCAACUAUCUCAGCCCGUUUGUGAGUGUCUCGCGCGGAAAGGUAAACUCGCGAUGCGAAAAAGAAAAGCGGAAUAGCUUUUACCUGCCCGACGUGGAGUCACCGUUGGAAGUCCGCCGGGCCAUUGAAUCCGUUCUGUAUUUCCGCCUGCAGUUGGAGAAUGAGAUCACUCGCCUCCAAGGCCUCUGCAUCGAGUGGGAAACGUACAGCAAGGAGAACGAGACACGGUUGCAGGAAACGGGUGGCAUUGACAUGAUCAACGUGACCAUCGGCCAGACGCGACUGCUGACCACCAAAAAGAUGAUGCAGUUUCGCGGCCUUAUCGAUCGCUGCGAAGAUGGCGCGAUUGGCAAGAAUCGCCAGCCGAACGAUGGUAGCGAGGACACGAAGCCGGUGCAGGCGGAGGAUCUGGAGGGCUGGUGGGACAUGUUGCGUCUGCAGAGCGAGAACGUGGACAAGCGCUUCGAGAACCUAAAGCGUUGGAGGGCCAACGACUGGCUCGAUCCGGAUGCACGGGCAGUAGAAAUUAAUCAGCCCAAGCCUCUGCUGAAGCCCAAGGUUAGUCGCACCAUGAAGAUCAAGUCGAAGGCCAAGCCCAGCAGCAAUCUGCAGCAGUUCCUUCGCAAAGCCCAUGCCAACAUGAAGAAGACCAAGGUGGAGGAGCCGACAAUGGACGAUGCUGAUCCCUCGACAUCCUCGCGACACAGCUCGCCACGGUUAAUCGUGGUGCGCAACCGCAGGUCCUUCUCGCCCGCCCGCACCGUACUCCGCAUGUCGACUGGCGAGGGACGUCCGUCCAUUGCUCCCAAUGCGCUCCUGAAAUCUGCACUUCUUGCGGCCGCAGAGCAGAAUGCUGCCAGGACGCCACCGCAGAAACCGCGCACCUCCAUCCUGAAAACACCGGGCACCACCAAACGCCAGAACCGCGGGGUCCUCUUCAGCGCCAAGAAGAGCGUGCGCCGCUUUCAGUUCACCUUUGAGGAGGGCAACAUCAGUAACGACGAUAUAGUAGGCGCCGACAAACUGGAAGAUUGCGAGGAGGACAUGUCGCUGGAGGCGUCCACGGAGCGCCGAUCCCUGGAGCAGAACCCCGGUACGGCUCAGCCCGACGGGACCCCUCGGACCUACACAUUGCGAAACCGACGGGUCAAUCUGCGUCCCUCCCACGAGUUCAUGUAGUGUUGUUCAUUUUAGAACUUAAAUCUUUUGUAGAAUUGUUUAUAUGUUUAUUUUAUAGGUUAAUGUUUUAUUACGGAAUGCCAUUAAGUUUUAAUUAUUUAAGAUGUUAAAAUGUACAUUUGGCGUUUUAAAUAUUCGGCGAUUUUGUUUUGUGGAAAUUGAAUCAUAUCGUAUUUCUAAUAAAUUAUCUAAAUUAUAUUGAUAUAUGUAUUAUAUGCAGAUAAAGGAAUAAAUAAAUAACGAAUUUAAAGUCUG